This is a messenger RNA of Corythoichthys intestinalis (scribbled pipefish), 453 nucleotides long. RefSeq names its product dpy-30 histone methyltransferase complex regulatory subunit (gene dpy30). Bases 112 to 408 code for a protein of 98 amino acids. Gene Ontology annotation, cellular component: Set1C/COMPASS complex. The transcript has 5 exons. The record is from RefSeq and is a predicted model, not a curated record. Lineage: Eukaryota; Metazoa; Chordata; Actinopteri; Syngnathiformes; Syngnathidae.
CUACACCGGCUUUGUUUUGAAGGCGGAGGAAGAGCCGGAAGCCAAGGUGACGUCACCGGAAAGUGACGUGCUUUGAAUGGACAACUGGCGGAUCCCCAACCCGAAACAAACAUGACGGACGAGAACGCCGACGCCGAACAGGCGAUGGAGCACGCCACGGCGACGGAAAACCCGCACGCAGAGUUCGGCCUGACCGACAGCAUCCAGCGGACGUUGGAGCAAGAGAAGUCGUCCAAGCAGAAGGUGGACGUGCAGGCGCUGCCAACGCGCGCCUACUUGGACCAGACGGUGGUACCCAUCCUGCUGCAAGGCCUGGCCGUGCUGGCCAAGGAAAGGCCUCUGAACCCCAUCGAGUAUCUGGCGGCGUUCCUGCUCAAGAACAAGUCCCAGUUUGACGAGCGCAAUUGAAAUGACCCUUUGUUCAUGUUGAUAAUAAAGAAAUGUUGACCCACC